UUCUAUUUUAGGGUUGAAGCUGUUAGAGUAGGGGCUAGCAGGGAACAGCAUACGGCCCAGGGACGAAAAGACCCAGACACAAAACCCUGGGUUCAACUGACUUCCUUUUGACAAGAAAGUAGCUCAACCUGGACUAUAUAUUUAGAAGGUUAACAUAUACCGCUGUGGAUGUGUAUUCUGUUUGUGUAUAUCAUGUUCACUGACUGAGAUUUGACACCACAGAUUUCUGUUUUUGAGAAGACACGUCGUUACAUUAAGCAAAAUGGAAAACAACCCUCCAUCCCCAGCAACUUCAGAAUCAUCCACUGCCACACGGGUGUUUGGUACCAGGAUCAGUGAUCGGGAUCUGACUGAGAUUGAGCUACAUUCCGUGGAGUCCAUUAACGAUCUGCACCGAACCCAUCCAGAACCCAACCACAAAGGUAGCAGACGGCCUCCCCUUCCUCCCGCUCCUUCCACCAAUGGGAACCUCCAUCCCAGGGACAGACCAUUUAUUAGUCAGACAGGGCGUCCAAUUAAAAGACGGUGGCAGAACACGCUUCGAGACCUGUUGACACCUAAGUCGUGUCGACACACCUGGGCGGUUGCAGUGACAGCCCUGAUGCUAUUGACAAUACUUUUCAUCUGUUUCUUAGUGCGGCAGGGCAGUGCUCUCCAGUCCCUAAGCGAGGCAGUGAGGACUGGAGAGCAGGCUGUGGCCCUAAGAAUCUCGGAACUCAUCCAGGAGCUGAAGAUACUCCGCAAUAACUUAACAGCCAUCACAGAAGGAUCCCGAAGUGGCCAAUGAGGAACAUCACCUAGGGGCUCCAGGACACUGAGACUAUCACACCAACUGUUUCCCUGCCUGUGCCAACAACAAAGCAAAUCCCUACCACUCUGCCAUUCACCUGGUGUUGGAUGUCAGGCCCAUUCAGAAUCAAUCCCUCUCUAAUUGAAUAGUCCUACAUACUGUGGCCCUGCACAAAUGUAAUUUAGAGUGCCUUUGGAAGGUAUCCAUACCCUUUCACUUUCUCCAAAUGUUAUUUUAUGGACUCAAUUUAUAAUUGAUUAGAUAAUUAUUUUUUUUACAA
Molecule: messenger RNA, 1070 nt
Organism: Esox lucius (northern pike)
Lineage: Eukaryota; Metazoa; Chordata; Actinopteri; Esociformes; Esocidae
Exons: 4
Coding region: 263-787 (174 amino acids)
Source: RefSeq, a predicted model, not a curated record